AUGAACGGAGCACCAUCUGAGCAAAGGAGCAAUAAAGGUGGAUCGGCUGCGGAGACUGUAUCUGUGGUAGUCCGAGUCAGACCACUGGGAAAGGAUGGGAUUCCAUUAGACAACAAUGGUGCAAGCUUUUCAGCAUCGGUACUUCCCCCAGACCAAGGCUUGAAAGGAUCUGUAGUCAGCGUAGUGGAUUCUCGUGUAUUGAUAUUUGAUCCUGUUGACAGGAGUGGCUUAAAGCAACCGAAAUAUCAUCAUGGUAGUCGAAGAAAUAAGGAGGUGCGGUACGCUUUUGACAAAGUCUUUCGGGAAAGUGCUACGCAGCAAGAAGUCUAUGAGAAAACUACACAGCCAUUGAUUGACUCCGUAUUGAAUGGCUUCAAUGCUACUGUACUGGCUUAUGGAGCUACCGGUGCUGGUAAAACUCAUACCGUCACUGGAACAUCCUCACAACCUGGUAUCAUCUUCCGAGCCAUGAAGGACUUGUAUCAACGCAUUAUCGACGAAAAGGCAAACAAGGUCAUUGAAGCCUCGUUAUCGUAUCUCGAGGUUUAUAAUGAGACCAUCCGAGAUCUAUUGACGCAAUCUGAAAACUUGGAUUUACGAGAGGAUGAAACCCAUGUCGAAGCAGUCGGAUUGAGUGAGCAUACGCCAGAGUCGGUCGAUAGUGUUAUGAAGCUGCUGCUGUUGGGAAACAAUAAUAGGACAAAAGCUAGUACAGAAGCUAAUGCCACUAGCUCCCGAAGCCAUGCUGUGUUGCAGAUUCAUAUCAAGCAACGUGAACGCGGUGUUAAUGUUUCCAGUCGUUAUACAAAUGCCACUCUCACUAUUAUCGAUUUGGCUGGAAGUGAGAGAGCCUCUGUCACAAGCAACAAGGGUAAACUGUUGCAUGAAGGAGCAAAUAUCAAUCGGUCGCUCUUGGCUUUGGGUAAUUGCAUCAACGCCUUGUGUAUAGGAAGGACAAAUCACAUACCGUAUAGGGAUUCGAAAUUGACGCGAUUGCUCAAGCAUUCAUUUGGAGGUAAUUGCAAAGUCGUCAUGAUUGCAAAUGUGAGUCCAGCUCCACAACAUUAUGAAGAGACUCGCAACACACUCCAAUACGCAAACAGAGCCAAGAAUAUUGAGACGAAAGUCGAACAAAAUGCUAUCAACCUAGAUUAUCAUAUUUCCCAAUAUCCAAUGAUUAUAGCCGAGCUUCGAGCACAAGUAGAUGAUCUGAAAGGACAACUAGAAACUUACAGACUGCAAGAAACAUCCACGGGAGCACCAUUAUCUAAGCCAACAAUACGAACUCCUAUAAAACCAGCUCCAAUAGGUCAUCACCAGCCACUCGAAUCGGAUUUACGUCGAAUUCGAUCACUAUAUAGCAAGCUUGCAGAUCUUACCCGUCAAAAUGUAACGGCAAGAGUCACUAUGGAAAAUCACGAAAGUUGGUCGCAACUUAUAAGUGUCAUUAAAGAUGAGCUUCCAAAUAAUGAUGACUCUACAGGAUACUGGAAUACAUUUGGUGACUUGAUGGCAAACGGAAGAGAGACCUUGACCGAGAUUGGCACCAAUCUGACGGCAUACUCUGACGAGAUUGCCAACAGGAUGGAACAGCUGGCUACGAAAAUCGAGCAGACUGCUUCAACUAUCCGCCAUGAUAACGAUGUAGAUGAAACACUAAAAGAUAGAUUGAAUCUCGAAAUUCAAGUCUUGGAAUCUGGUCUCAAGAAUGUUGAACUCUCACAACGAUUACAGCUUCAAGCUUCGAUACAAACUCGCCAACAAAAGUCUUUAUGGAAUAUGGCAAAGCAAUCAGUCCGUAACAUUAAAAGCAUGACGAAGAAUGACGAGACUGUCGCAUUUCUUGAAGCAUCGGGUCUGGUUAAUGUCACGAAUGAAAGUCAAGACACACUCGCUGAGCUGGUCAUGAGCUAUGAGGAUAUGGAUGAUGUUGAUAUCUUUGCUCUCAUGGCUGAUAUAAGUGAUGAUGAAGAUAGUGUAGGUGUUGAGGGGCAAAAUAGUGCAGCACAGGAAGUUAUCAAAACAAGUAAGAUACCUACACCGGUACGAGGUAAUAGUCCAUCACCAGUAAAAACAUCCGCUGCAUUACUAGUGGAACAGAAUCAAAAGAACGUUGUCGUUGUAGAUUCUAAUAUGGCCAGUGACGAUAUGAUAGUCGACUCUGUAGACACGGUAGAUCUCAUAAACACCAUACCUCCAGACUCACUGGCACUAGCUAGCGUUGCUAAAACUUCACCACCACCACCUGCUCAUAACGAUAGCGCCUUGUCUGCAGUCACUCCAAUGCACAAGAAACGACACCGUGACAUGGACAAUGAUACUAUAGAUCUAGACGCUACACCCAUGGCUAAAAAACCUAAACAGGGAGGCGCGCUAGUGCCAAAGGUGCAACCUCAACUGAUGUAUAGCCUGGCUGCUCCUGUCGAAAGGACAUUGGCUGAUUUGCCUCCCUUUGAGGAAGAUCCAGCCACGCCUCGUCCAUCCAGCCCCAUAGUACAAUCAGAAACUGCUCGAAAGACUAAACGAGGUCGCAGCCACCGAAAAUCAUUAAUACCUUUACCAGCUUCUGUAAGACGAGCAACCAUGUCACGAUCCUUGUCUCCGGAUGACGAACGAUCAGGCACAGAUGAUAGUCAAUCGAGUAUCUCUAGUGUAGAUGAUGUGAUUGCCGUACACGAUGAUCAUGAAGACACAACUGCAGCAAAAGGAAAAAGAAGUCGUAGCGGCCAUAGUAAAGCAAAUAGCCCUAUAGGUGUACCGAUAGAUUUGAUUGGUACUACUGAAAUUGACUCUCCUAUCACAACUCCUCCAAAGAAGGGCAGAGGACGUGGUAGAAAAUCAAAGUCAAAGAAGAAUAGUGCAGUUGACUCGGAUGAAGUGACUGUUGAAGAUAUCAACACCGAAGUGUCAGGCAAAAAAGCACGUAAUAAGAAGGCUCGUGUUACAGCUCCUACUACUCCCGUUGAAUCGGCUGAAGAUGCUGCUGGUGAUGGAGGUGAAAGACGAAUCACAAGAGCUAGUGCAAGAGCCUCAAAGGCAUAA
Molecule: messenger RNA, 3042 nt
Organism: Synchytrium microbalum
Lineage: Eukaryota; Fungi; Chytridiomycota; Chytridiomycetes; Synchytriales; Synchytriaceae
Exons: 6
Coding region: 1-3042 (1013 amino acids)
Biological process (GO): microtubule-based movement
Molecular function (GO): ATP binding; microtubule binding; microtubule motor activity
Source: RefSeq, a predicted model, not a curated record